AUGAGUGGAUAUGGUAGUCAUGUGAGCUUGGGUAUAGGAGACAAGCCACUCAUACAGUCCAUUGCUGAUCCGAGCGAUUUCCACAUUUUCAGAUCCUUCACAACAAAGUCAAAAGAGUUUGGACUUGAGUUGGACUACCACUGUGGUGGUGUUUGGACGUUAAUUUUGGAGACAUUGUUGAGAAUUGUUGUUAUGCCUGCGAGUGUUGCGAUUAUUGGUGUUGGAUUUGCCGACAGCGACAGUUAUGAGGCUGGACAGCUUUUUAGCAUCAUCGUGACGAAGAAAGAGUUCAUGAGGAUUCCAGUAGUAUUUGCCAGCAAACAUUGCAACGACAUGUUAAACCCUGUGUUUCUUGAGGCUCCCCAUGGAAAAGCAUGGGAGGUUGAAGUGGAAAAUUCUGAAGGCCAAAUUUGGCUAGCUCAAGGAUGGAAGGAAUUCAGUAACUAUUACUCAAUAAGCAUAGGGAACUUUUUGAUAUUCAGGUACAAUGCUCGUGCACAUUUUGAUGUAACUAUAUUUGAUCUGAGUGGCGCAGAAAUUAAAUAUCCAAUAGAUGAUUCUAUGGAUAUUUCGGAUCAUUCUACUGAAAGUCUGAGCCAUGGCCCCUUAGUAGAAGAAGAGGAUGAUAUUCCAGUUAACCUUCAAACUAGUGCUAAUGUGAUCGAGGAAGAAAAGGAUGAUAUUCCAGUUAACCUUCAAACUAAUGCUAACGUAAUCGAGGAAGAAGAGCCUCAAGGUAAGUAA
Messenger RNA from Solanum dulcamara, 744 nucleotides. RefSeq names its product B3 domain-containing transcription factor VRN1-like. Gene Ontology annotation, molecular function: DNA binding. Bases 1 to 744 code for a protein of 247 amino acids. Lineage: Eukaryota; Viridiplantae; Streptophyta; Magnoliopsida; Solanales; Solanaceae. The transcript is spliced from 3 exons. The record is from RefSeq and is a predicted model, not a curated record.